Salarias fasciatus (jewelled blenny) is the source of this 1021-nucleotide messenger RNA. RefSeq names its product alpha-N-acetylgalactosaminide alpha-2,6-sialyltransferase 5-like. The record is from RefSeq and is a predicted model, not a curated record. Gene Ontology annotation, molecular function: alpha-N-acetylgalactosaminide alpha-2,6-sialyltransferase activity. The coding region runs from base 35 to 1021 and encodes 328 amino acids. Gene Ontology annotation, biological process: oligosaccharide metabolic process; ganglioside biosynthetic process. Lineage: Eukaryota; Metazoa; Chordata; Actinopteri; Blenniiformes; Blenniidae. The transcript is spliced from 5 exons.
GCCUCCGCGCGCCUGGAAACGAGGGGAAGCGAGGAUGAAGAUGAGAGUGUGCCAAGGGGUUAGUGGUAUCAUCAUCAUUACCAUGGUUACCAGCUUCAUGGUGGUGUACAACAGCAGCUCUGGUGACAAAUCAUUGUUCGCAUUAUCAUCCUCAUCCUCAUUGUCUUCGCAUCAUUCGGAUGCUCCUGUUCCAGCCACAAAAGGACCAGACAGACCACAGAUGCUCCCAGCAUCAAGUCUGGAUGGGUACACAGGUGUUCUGGAUCUUAAGCCUCUGAAAAUGCACUGUGGGACCUGUGCCCUUGUGACCAGUUCAGGCCAGCUGAUUGGGAGCGAGAGGGGUGAAGAAAUCGACCGCUCUGAGUGUAUCAUCCGAAUGAACGACGCUCCCAGUGUACAGUAUCAGCCCGAUGUUGGGCGGCGAACGACUGUGCGAGUCAUAGCUCACUCCAGCUUACAGAGAGUGCUGCGUAACCGUCAGGAGCUAAUCAACGCCAGCCAGGAGACCGUGUUCAUCUUCUGGGGACCAAGCAUUGCCAUGAGACGCGAUGGAAGAGGUCAUGUUUACAACAACCUUCGGCUGUUGAAGCAGCUCCUCCCCAAACUCAAAGUCUACACAAUUACAAGGCUCAAGAUGCUGAAGUUGGAUGAAUUAUUCAAAAAGGAAACAGGGAUUGACAGGAAAGGUUCCAACUCCUGGUUAAGUACCGGCUGGUUCACCAUGGCAGUCGCCCUGGAGCUGUGUGACAGGAUCAGUGUGUAUGGCAUGGUGCCUCCUGAUUUCUGCAGAUCUUCCUCCCAUCGCACUGUACCAUAUCAUUACUAUGAGCCCUCAGGACCUGACGAGUGUUCCAUGUAUCUCUCCCAUGAGAGAAACCGACGAGGGAGCCACCACCGCUUUAACACGGAGAAGAUGGUGUUUGCAAAUUGGGCCCGAACCCAUGAUGUUCAUUUUUACCGGCCCAACUGGAAACCGACUGCUAUUGGCUCGAACAGCUCAUAUACUCUUAUUGGACCCUGA